GAUGCCGAGGAUCCCACUUGGAAGUAUCCACCUGCAGUGAAUCGGACAGUGGACGGUGAAAUUGAAGCCACCAAAGAGCCAAGCAGAAGUGCUGCAAAGUGGUGGAGAAUAUGCUGCAUUUUCAGCAUCGUACUUUGCCUGGCACUGCUUCCUGUGCCACUCAGCAAGAUCUACUGUCUUCCACAAGCUCCGGGUGACAAAGAGUCUCGAGAUGUCUUGAGCAAUUUGACUUUCUCGGCACUCGAGGCUGCUGACCAUUGUGGUAUUCAUCCCUGGAAUGUUCAGCUGUGGCUUCUGGAGAGUGUCUUGAUUCACUCUGAGGUCCUUUGUACCAUGAAAUUCUGGGUUUGGCCCAACACCUGCCGCGAAGACUUCCACAAGUGCUUGGCAAGGUUGCCGCUGGGGGCAAACAAUGUCCCCUUCGGCUAUUUGGUGAUGUCAAGUUGGAGUCUUCCCAGCUACAUCAACCUCACAGGGAUCCCUACAAGUUCCUAUGACUACCAGCUGAUUGUCUCGGAGGGUCACCGGAUGCCAGAGAAGUUCUUUUCGGGUGAGUGGUGGCGAGGGAAUGAACUUGGUGGUGCCGUGAACAAUCCAUACUACUGGAGUGGUGUGGAGAUAUGGCCCAUGUCUAUUGGCAUGGGUAUCACUGAGCAGCAGCGUUCCGCGGUUCGCAAGUUCGUGGAGGAAGCAUUUGCAGCCCCUACGGACAGAGGUUGGAUUCGAGCUGGGCUCCGGCAGUUUUUCAAGGAGAGGGCUGAAGCUGGCGAACUGAACGUCAUGGAGGAUGUGUCCAUUUGGGUGCACCAGGUUCUCAUGAACACCACCUUGAACUGGAUGGUGGACUAUGCGUAUGCCAAGGAGUUUGUGAAGGUUCAAAGCAACUUCUUCACUUAUGGUACUGUCAGUCAGGUGGCUCCCAAGUCGACCUACAGCACCCUGGGCCGCUUUCUGAAGAUGCCACAGACCAGAGAUGCCAUCGCUGCUUAUGUCCGCGCCUAUUUGCCCAUCGUGGAAGAACGUUGGGGUCAAAAGCUGGCCAAUGCGGAUUGCUCGCCCUCGAAAAGCUGCACUGUCCAGCUGGCAAGUAUGCUCUUGGACGGUCUCCUCUCAACUGGGGGCCACUUCCUGCCAUAUGGAAUCAGAUCCGGCUUGGCGGUUCUGUUUUCCACUUCAUCAAGCAACCCUGGAAAUGGUCAAGGGGAGCUUGUGGCCGGACAUGAACUGGAAUUCUUUUGGGAGUGUUUGCGAAUGAUUCCGCCAGCUCUUGGAAUUCCUUACUGGAGAGAAACGAGACCAACCUGCGUCGGAAUGACAGCUGAAGAGACUCAAGAACUCACGGAAUACAAGGACAGCCGACUUGGGACGGACUUUCGCGUGUCCGAAGCUCGACAAGAACCCAUGGACUGGUCUGAGUCUGAGAUGAGAACCAACUCUCCAAGCAGAGGUCUCCCAGCAUCCUGCCGAGGCUACCCUCCUGUGAAUCAAUGGGAUGGUGGUCACCGCUACGUUCUAGGUAUACUGCUUGGGCAACAAGAUCCCCAUGUCUGGGGCGAGGGCGCGGAUUCGACUUUUCGCGUCCGGCCUCUUCAAGAGUACGAGAAGUUGUCUGUGGGCUUCAAUGAGAUGGCUACCAACUACGGCGUCAACGGUGGCCGCUCCAAUCGAAACUGCCCGGCCAAAGAGUUGGCUCUGCUGCUGGGGAAACUGUUCUUCGAGGAGUUCGAUGUGUCCGCGUGGGAAGCAAAGGAAGCGAAUAUUCAUAUCGAUUCUCGAGGUGCCGCCAGCAGGGUCCAGCCAUUCACGCUCUUGCCGCGCAAGAAGACCGUUCCUGAGAGUGAAACCUGA
Cladocopium goreaui is the source of this 1848-nucleotide messenger RNA. The record is from the annotation of a GenBank genome assembly. NCBI's taxonomy places the organism in Eukaryota, Dinophyceae, Suessiales, Symbiodiniaceae.